Molecule: messenger RNA, 2014 nt
Organism: Guyanagaster necrorhizus
Lineage: Eukaryota; Fungi; Basidiomycota; Agaricomycetes; Agaricales; Physalacriaceae
Exons: 4
Coding region: 289-1710 (473 amino acids)
Source: RefSeq, a predicted model, not a curated record
AAAUCUCUAUCGCCACUCUGAUUGUUAUGUACUCUUGUAGAUCCAUGCUACUACCUUUCAAGUGCAACUUGAGCUUGAAUCCAUCGAACACUUUUUUUCUUUUCGCUUUGAAACUCUACGCCUUUCAGUUAUAUCUACCGCUUAGCUACGGGAAUAGUCUGACGUCACCGGCCAGACAGCCCCUAACUCUUGAAAGCCGGAAUCUUCGCUAUCAAAUACAAACAUACACCCUUCCCCUCCAGCGAUCUGCCUGAAUUGGGAUCUUCCUGUCGCCCUGCUGCCUCCGACAUGCAAGUACCAUUCGACAAUGGUACGGACAGCAGUGAGAUUACUUUUAACCCUUUCGCUGAGGCCCACUCACCCGGGAUGACGACGCUUAUUGACGGAAAUUUCACUUCACCAGACCUCAGGCCGAAAUUGCGACGCGGUUCCCAUUCAGACUACACGACGGCGAGUACUAGCACUAGUGCCUCUGUCGUAUUUACCGACAAUAGACGGAAUGGACAUGUACGAGCACAGACCGAAGUCCCUACCACACAACAUCCGCUGAGAUACAGUGGUUCAAUGCCAGGGUCCAGCGACGGCAACAUUACUCGGCCCACGUUGACGCGCAGAGUGAAUGUUGGACCGUUGGUAGACGUCUCGGUGAAUGGUUCACAGAAAAACGUCCAGAGCGAGGUUGAGGAACCGGACCAGAAGGUGGUAUUGGUUCAUGAGGUUUCUGCUGAGGACUCAUUAGCAGGCGUAUCCCUAAAAUACGGGAUUAGUCUGGCGGAUUUACGGCGCUCAAAUCACUUGUGGACGUCUGAUUCGAUACAUCUGAGAAAGGUGCUCUACAUACCCCUUGAUAAAUGCUCUCGGCCUCAGGACUUCAUCACGAGCGGCGAACCGUCGGACACUCCGUUGAUGUCUGCUGCUUCGGAUGCCACUGAUACGAAUGGCUACAGACUAGACCUUACAACCCUAAAUCGUCACGCAACUGCCAAUGGUCAUGAUCCAAAUCCGAAACACCAUACCAUUACUGGUAGGUCACCCUCGCUGAAACUUCGCCGAGUUCCAAUUUCCCAAUUAUCAUUUUUCCCAUCUUCCGCCUCGAAACCAAAUCCCCCGAGCCGAUCAACGAAACUCCCUUCCAGAUCGAUUCCGUCUGGUACAUCUAUCCAUACCCGCUAUACCUCCUCUCCUUCUAAUUCCUUGGGUACACUACUAACGGCCCUCCCUAUUCCUGCAUCCACACGUGAUACCAUUAUUGCCAGGCUGUCUUCAGACAGCAGUACUAGUUCCAGCUACUCUGGUCGUGACGGAGAGGCUGAGGAUGGCGAGAGACUCGAAUUGGACGAUGUCCCCAUCGAGCGUAGACGAUAUGCCUCUGAAGACGGAAUUUCAUCAUAUUCACAAAUGACGCCUAGACCACCAUACCGAGCGACCGAUGGUAUCAACUCGUCGUCAUCCCCUUCUUCUUCCUCUAUGAGAACCAGAGGCGGAAUACCGAUGGAGGGCGUUAACGCCCGCAGCUACCAUCCGUUGCACAGUUCUACUGUUCAUGUCCGUAACGUUCAACUGGAGCCUUCGCCUGGAAUGCAGCUUCCCUUACAUGACGCAAAUUACCAACCAAAGUCUUCAGGCAGACCGAACAGUCGAGGGAAAGUCAGACGUCGUUUAGCUUCCGUAGACUUUGACGCCGAACCAGACGCAUUGAUAGAUAUAUGAUCAUUUGGGGUGUAAGUGAGCUUCUUGCUAUCGGAGGAUCUAAACUAUUUGCAUAUUUGCAUCUAUGUAAUACUAGCACAUUUGCAACCGGAAUCUUAUGGCGUUAAACGCUAGCACAUUUGAUGAACUUCACCACCCUCGUUUUGACCAAGGGGAAUCAAACUAGCAUUCCUGACUUAUUUGCCUGCGUGCACGUCGGCGCCGGCAUUUACUGGAGAACGUGGUGUUGCAAAAUUGUCCCUGGCAAUGUGGUGGCGUAGGCCACUGAAUAACCGACCGCUAUCUUCAGCCUUAGAGACUCCUC